AUGUCGGAGAAAUGGAUUCGGGGAAGUGGGCCGUCGAGUAAAUGGUUGUCGAGGAGUGGAUUGUCAGUGAAAUGGGCUGUCGGCGAAAUUGGUGUCGACGAAGUAGGCGUCGGGCCUUAUAUCUAA
Dentiscutata erythropus is the source of this 126-nucleotide messenger RNA. Lineage: Eukaryota; Fungi; Glomeromycota; Glomeromycetes; Diversisporales; Gigasporaceae. The record is from the annotation of a GenBank genome assembly.